UCUUGGCCGGAGGGGCGCAGUGUCAGUGCAGGCCUCCUCGGCGCUCCAGGGGCGGCUGCCGGCUUUCCAACCCCCUGGGCUCAGCUCCCCGGGCUGGGCUAGCCUGGGUACCAGCGGCUGGCAUCCCUCUGAGCUACAGGAUCGCGGAGAAAGAGGAGGCGGCCGCGGGAAGGAGACCUGGGGAGAGAGGGCGUGUUCCCUGCGCAGGCUUCUCCCCUGGGCCAGAUCCUGCAGGUGCACCCACAGGUUGGGCAUGUCCUGCGGGCCAGGUCACAGGCCUCUUGUAUAAGGAGCAAAGGAGGCAAUAAAAUCUACAGGAUGCGAAGAUGGCAACACUGCCUCCCCCAGGACCUCAGAGCUUUGUCUACUUCACAAAGCAGUCUCUUGCCCUCAUUGAACAACGUAUUUCUGAAGAAAAAGCAAAGGAACCCAAAGAAGAGAAAAAGGAUGAUGAAGAAGAAGGCCCCAAGCCAAGCAGUGACUUGGAAGCAGGCAAACAGCUGCCCUUCAUUUAUGGAGACAUUCCUCCAGGCAUGGUGUCAGAGCCCCUGGAGGACCUGGACCCCUACUAUGCAGACAAAAAAACUUUUAUAGUACUAAACAAAGGGAAAGCAAUCUUCCGGUUCAAUGCUGCACCUGCUUUGUAUAUGCUAUCUCCCUUCAGUCCUCUAAGAAGAAUAUCUAUUAAGAUUUUAGUGCAUUCCUUGUUCAGUAUGCUUAUAAUGUGCACUAUCCUGACCAACUGCAUCUUCAUGACCCUGAGCAACCCUCCGGACUGGACCAAAAAUGUAGAGUACACUUUUACUGGGAUUUAUACUUUUGAAUCACUCAUAAAAAUCCUUGCAAGAGGCUUCUGCAUAGGAGAAUUCACUUUUCUUCGUGACCCAUGGAACUGGCUGGAUUUUAUUGUCAUUGUUUUUGCGUAUUUAACAGAAUUUGUAAACCUAGGCAAUGUUUCAGCUCUUCGAACUUUCAGAGUCUUGAGAGCUUUGAAAACUAUUUCUGUAAUCCCAGGCCUGAAGACCAUCGUGGGGGCCCUGAUCCAGUCCGUGAAGAAGCUCUCUGACGUCAUGAUCCUGACCGUGUUCUGUCUGAGCGUGUUUGCUCUGAUCGGGCUGCAGCUCUUCAUGGGCAAUCUGAAGCAGAAAUGUUUGAGGAAUGGACUGGACAAUGAAACUGUACAGAGAAUAAUGCAAAAUAUGUUGAGCGAAGAAGAGUUGAGAAGAUACUAUUACUACUUGGAGGGAUCCAAAGAUGCUCUUCUUUGUGGUUUCAGCACAGAUUCAGGUCAGUGCCCAGAAGGAUACACUUGUGUGAAAAGUGGCAGAAACCCUGAUUAUGGAUACACAAGCUUUGACACUUUCAGCUGGGCCUUCUUAGCCUUAUUUCGGCUCAUGACCCAAGAUUACUGGGAAAACCUUUACCAACAGACUCUCCGAGCUGCUGGCAAAACCUACAUGAUUUUCUUUGUAGUUGUGAUUUUCCUGGGCUCCUUUUAUCUGAUAAAUUUAAUCCUGGCCGUGGUGGCCAUGGCCUAUGAAGAACAGAACCAGGCUAACAUCGAAGAAGCCAAACAGAAGGAGUUAGAAUUUCAGCAGAUGCUAGAUCGGCUCAAGAAAGAGCAGGAAGAAGCUGAGGCAAUUGCAGUAGCAGCUGCUGAAUACACGAGCAUUGGACGAAGCAGAAUUAUGGGCCUCUCAGAGAGUUCUUCAGAAACCUCCAAACUGAGCUCAAAAAGCGCUAAGGAGAGAAGAAACAGACGGAAGAAAAAGAACCAAAAGAAGCUCUCCAGCGGGGAGGAAAAGGGUGAUGAAGAGAAGGUGUCGAAGUCGGAAUCAGACGAAAGCAUCCGGAGGAGGAGCUUCCACCUGGGGGUUGAAGGGCACCGACGUGCUCGGGAGAAGAGACUGUCCACCCCCAACCAGUCACCACUCAGCAUCCGUGGCUCCUUUUUUUCUGCAAGGCGCAGCAGCAGAGCAAGUCUUUUCAGUUUCAAAGGUCGAGGAAAAGAUAUAGGAUCUGAGACUGAAUUUGCUGAUGAUGAGCAUAGCAUUUUUGGAGACAACGAAAGCAGAAGGGGUUCACUGUUUGUGCCCCACAGACCCCGGGAGAGGCGCAGCAGUAACAUCAGCCAGGCCAGUAGGUCUCCCCCAGUGCUGCCAGUGAAUGGGAAGAUGCACAGUGCGGUGGACUGCAAUGGCGUGGUGUCCCUGGUUGAUGGGCCUUCAUCUCUCAUGCUCCCCAAUGGACAGCUCCUGCCAGAGGUGAUAAUAGAUAAGGCAACUUCAGAUGAGAGCGUAACAACCAAUCAAAUACGGAGGAAAAGAUGUUCCAGUUCUUAUUUCCUGUCAGAGGACAUGCUGAAUGAUCCGCACCUCAGACAAAGAGCAAUGAGUAGAGCGAGUAUUCUAACCAACACUGUGGAAGAACUUGAGGAGUCCAGACAGAAAUGUCCACCAUGGUGGUACAGAUUUGCACACACAUUUUUAAUCUGGAAUUGUUCUCCAAACUGGAUAAAGUUCAAAAAGUUUAUCUACUUUAUUGUAAUGGAUCCUUUUGUAGAUCUUGCAAUCACCAUUUGCAUAGUUCUAAACACACUAUUCAUGGCUAUGGAGCACCAUCCCAUGACAGAGGAAUUCAAAAAUGUGCUUGCUGUGGGCAAUCUGAUCUUCACAGGAAUCUUUGCUGCUGAAAUGGUCUUAAAAUUGAUUGCUAUGGAUCCAUAUGAGUAUUUCCAAGUAGGCUGGAAUAUUUUUGACAGCCUUAUUGUGACUUUGAGUUUAGUAGAGCUUUUUCUGUCAGAUGUGGAAGGAUUAUCAGUUCUGCGAUCAUUCAGAUUGCUCCGAGUCUUCAAGUUGGCCAAGUCCUGGCCCACACUAAACAUGCUGAUUAAGAUCAUCGGCAACUCCGUGGGCGCCCUGGGCAACCUCACCCUGGUGCUGGCCAUCAUCGUCUUCAUCUUUGCCGUGGUCGGCAUGCAGCUGUUCGGCAAGAGCUACAAAGAAUGCGUCUGCAAGAUCAACGAGGACUGCACGCUGCCGCGCUGGCACAUGAACGACUUCUUCCACUCCUUCCUGAUCGUGUUCCGCGUGCUGUGUGGGGAGUGGAUCGAGACCAUGUGGGACUGCAUGGAGGUCGCUGGCCAGGCCAUGUGCCUUAUUGUUUACAUGAUGGUCAUGGUGAUUGGAAACCUCGUGGUUCUGAACCUGUUUCUGGCUUUACUGUUGAGUUCAUUUAGCUCAGACAAUCUUACUGCAAUUGAUGAAGACACCGAUGCAAACAAUCUCCAGAUUGCAGUGGCCAGAAUUAAAAAAGGAAUAAAUUAUGUGAAACAGACCGUACGUGAAUUUAUUCUGAAAGCAUUUUCCAAAAAGCCAAAGAGUUCCAAGGAUGCAACAAAAGCAGGACAUCCAAACAACAAAAAGGAAAACUAUAUCUCAAACCGUACACUUGCUGAGAUGAGCAGAGAUCAAAAUUUCUACAAGGAGAGAGACAAACCCAGUGCUUUUGGAAGUAAUAUAGACAAAACCUUGAUGGAAGAGAAUGAUUAUCAAUCAUUUAUUCAUAACCCCAGCCUCACAGUGACAGUGCCAAUUGCACCUGGAGAGUCUGAUUUGGAAAAUAUGAAUACUGAAGAACUUAGCAGUGAUUCAGAUAGUGAUUACAGCAAAGAGAGAAUGACCCGAUCAAGCUCCUCGGAGUGCAGCACGGUUGAUAAUCCUAUGGCAGGAGAAGGAGAAGAAGCAGAGGUUGAACCUGUGAAUUCAGAAGAGCCUGAAGCCUGUUUUACAGAUGGUUGUGUACGGAGAUUCCCAUGUUGCCAAGUUAACACUGAGUCAGGGAAAGGAAAAUUCUGGUGGAAUAUCAGGAAAACCUGCUACAGGAUAGCUGAGCACAGUUGGUUUGAGAGCUUCAUCGUCCUCAUGAUCCUGCUCAGCAGUGGGGCUCUGGCUUUUGAGGACAUAUACAUUGAGAAGAAAAAGACCAUUAAGACUAUCCUGGACUACGCUGACAAGAUCUUCACCUACAUCUUCAUUCUGGAAAUGCUUCUGAAAUGGGUGGCCUAUGGUUACAAAACAUACUUCACCAAUGCCUGGUGUUGGCUGGACUUUUUAAUUGUUGAUGUAUCUUUGGUGACUUUAGUAGCAAACACUCUUGGCUACUCAGAUCUUGGCCCCAUUAAAUCUCUUCGGACACUACGAGCUCUAAGGCCUCUAAGAGCCUUGUCUAGAUUUGAAGGAAUGAGGGUGGUGGUAAAUGCCCUCAUUGGAGCCAUUCCUUCCAUCAUGAAUGUGCUGCUUGUGUGUCUCAUAUUCUGGCUCAUCUUUAGCAUCAUGGGAGUAAAUUUGUUUGCCGGCAAGUUCUAUGAGUGUGUUAACACCACAGAUGGGAAUCGAUUUCCAACAACUCAGGUCGAAAACCGUUCUGAGUGUUUUGCCCUUAUGAAUGUCAGUGAAAAUGUGCGAUGGAAGAACCUGAAAGUGAACUUUGAUAAUGUUGGGCUUGGCUACCUGUCUCUGCUUCAAGUGGCAACAUUUAAGGGGUGGAUGGAUAUUAUGUAUGCUGCAGUUGAUUCUGUUAAUGUAGAUGAGCAGCCCAAAUAUGAAUAUAGCCUCUACAUGUAUAUUUAUUUUGUCAUCUUUAUCAUCUUUGGGUCAUUCUUCACUUUGAACUUAUUCAUUGGUGUCAUCAUAGAUAAUUUCAACCAACAGAAAAAGAAGCUUGGAGGUCAAGACAUCUUUAUGACAGAAGAACAAAAGAAAUAUUAUAAUGCAAUGAAAAAACUGGGGUCCAAGAAGCCACAAAAACCAAUUCCUCGACCAGGGAACAAAUUCCAAGGAUGUAUAUUCGACUUAGUAACAAACCAAGCUUUUGAUAUUUCCAUCAUGGUUCUUAUCUGCCUUAACAUGGUAACCAUGAUGGUAGAAAAGGAGGAACAGAGUAACUACAUGACUAGUGUUUUGUAUUGGAUAAAUGUGGUGUUCAUCAUCCUUUUCACUGGAGAGUGUGUGCUGAAACUCAUAUCCCUUCGACAUUAUUACUUCACUGUGGGAUGGAACAUUUUUGAUUUUGUGGUUGUUAUCCUCUCCAUUGUAGGUAUGUUUCUGGCUGAGAUGAUAGAAAAGUAUUUUGUGUCCCCUACCCUGUUCCGAGUGAUCCGUCUUGCCAGGAUUGGCCGAAUCCUCCGUCUGAUCAAAGGAGCCAAGGGGAUCCGCACGCUGCUCUUUGCCUUGAUGAUGUCCCUUCCUGCCUUGUUCAACAUCGGCCUCCUGCUCUUCCUCGUCAUGUUCAUCUACGCCAUCUUUGGCAUGUCCAACUUCGCCUAUGUUAAAAAGGAAGCUGGAAUUAAUGACAUGUUCAACUUCGAGACCUUCGGCAACAGCAUGAUCUGCCUCUUCCAGAUCACCACCUCGGCAGGCUGGGAUGGGCUGCUGGCACCUAUUCUCAACAGUGCCCCUCCUGACUGUGAUCCCAAAAAAGUUCAUCCAGGAAGUUCUGUUGAAGGAGACUGUGGGAACCCCUCUGUGGGGAUAUUCUAUUUUGUCAGCUACAUCAUCAUAUCCUUUCUGGUCGUGGUGAACAUGUACAUUGCUGUCAUUCUGGAGAACUUCAGUGUGGCCACUGAGGAAAGCACAGAGCCUCUGAGUGAGGAUGACUUCGAGAUGUUCUACGAGGUCUGGGAGAAGUUCGAUCCCGAUGCCACCCAGUUCAUAGAGUUCUCCAAACUCUCAGACUUCGCGGCUGCCCUGGAUCCUCCUCUUCUCAUCGCAAAGCCAAACAAAGUCCAACUCAUCGCCAUGGACCUGCCCAUGGUCAGCGGAGACCGGAUCCACUGUCUGGACAUCUUAUUUGCUUUUACAAAGCGGGUUCUGGGUGAGAGUGGGGAGAUGGAUUCUCUUCGUUCACAGAUGGAAGAAAGGUUUAUGUCUGCAAAUCCUUCUAAAGUGUCCUAUGAACCCAUCACAACAACACUAAAAAGAAAACAAGAAGAUGUAUCCGCUACUAUCAUUCAGCGUGCUUACAGACGUUACCGUUUAAGGCAAAAUGUCAAAAAUAUAUCAAGUGGAUACAUAAAAGAAGGAGACAGAGAUGAUGAAUUGCCCAAUAAAGAAGAAAUAGUUUUUGGUAAUGUUAAUGAGAACUCAAGUCCAGAAAAAACAGAUGCAACUCCCUCCACAGUCUCUCCACCUUCAUAUGAUAGUGUAACAAGACCAGACCAAGAGAAAUAUGAAACAGACAAAACAGAAAAGGAAGACAAAGGGAAAGAUGGAAAAGAAAGCAAACAAUAGAGCUUCAUUUUUGAUAUAUUGUUUACAACCUAUGAAGGUGAUUUGUUUGUGUUAAUGAGACUCUAAUAAGGAAGUCUAUGCCAAACUUUUUAUCAAAGCAUUCUCAAAGGCAGUGUAUCCACUAGCUCUGAUUCACUAGGGUGAGAGAACAGCACUCACAUCUGGCUAUUUUUGCAUUGGUGAAUGAUUCUAUAAGAAUUGUCAGAGUAACUCUAUAGGGAUUACUGAUUAUAGCAAAGUAAAUUUAAUUUUUUAAUAAAUCAGAAAACCAUGUAGACAAUUUUCACAUCUCCUUUGUUAUCUUUUAAUUAGAUUGUAAUUAGUCAUGCCUCCCAUGUAAAUAUAAAAGUCCAGAUACACAAAGAUACAUGUUCACACACACACACACACACAGGGACACAGAAAAAUAUUUAUCAUUUAGAAAUCAGUGAAAGUAUUUUGCCUUGAGUUUGCAAUGAAACUCCUGAUAGAAGUCUUGGGCAUUAGUAAAAAAUGGUUUGUCUAAACAUCUUAUUAAAUAGGGAGCUAGAAUCUGUGUUUAUGUACAGAGAAUAUUUUAUAUUUGAGGUGCUUAAAAUUACUCUACACUGCAUCAGAACCAAUUUAUAUGUACCUAUUAAAUGCCAUAGGACUAAAAACAUAUAGACUAUAUCUUUCAUGAGAUGCCUUUCAUUACCCUAGAUUCAUAUUCAUGUUUAAUUAUAGACUCAUCUUGAUUUUGCUUCACAAAAUAUAGAGUUCUGUUGUUGCUUUGUUUGUUUUGUUUUUGUGUGUGUGUGUGUGUUAAGACUGAGUGAGCUGUGUUGCCCAGGCUGAUGUCUCAUGCCUGGGCUCAAUUGAUCCUCACACCGCACCCUACUGAAUGACUGGGACGUCAAGCACACACACUGUGGCACCUUACCUGUCGUUUUAUGUCCCAUUUCUCUCAAACAAUAACCACAGAUUUUGAAAGUUUAUUCAAAGUAAAUUCCUCAAAAUAGAAACAGUGAAAAUACUUAAGAGAAAAAAAGCAAUAAACAAAAGCUGUCUUUAGUAUUAUUAAUUCAAUCUAACAUUAACCCAAAAAUACUGAUGAUAAUGACCCAGCUCUGAAUCUCUUUUGCCACAUCUAUCUUCUUAUGUAGCUUUGGUUUGUUAACAUUUAGCUUGAAGAAAAUUGAAUAUUACCCUUCAGUGAAAUGUUUCUUGAUGUGCAGUUGUCUGUUUGACACCAUAAUAUUUGUUUAAGCAGAUGACAUGGGCACAAUUUGGCUACAUCAUUUAUAUAAGGUCCUAAAUGUGUCUGGUAACCAUCCAAGUUAUAAUAAACUGUGGGCUUUUAAUACUUGCUUACCAGGUGUUUAGUAUGGGUGAAAUGGCAUUCAAAUUGUGAUUUUUGUCAGCUAAGUUUCUUGUCAUUAACUUGCUUUUCUAACCUGUGGAAGGAAUUCUUUUGGGCAUGUAUUCUUUCAUCUAUAAAAUGUGGGGGAUGUUACUAUGUCCUUUAUAAUCGAACCUAGUAGUUUUUUUUGUUUGUUUGUUUUUGUUUUUGCAUUGAUCAAUAAAGUAGCCUGGGCUUAUAAUUUUAAAAGUACACUCAGUUUGCUCUAGAUAUAACCAUCUCAUCAGGAUUGGGAAUCUAGUUUAUUUAAAAGCCCUUAUUAAAAAUAAAUGACCUUCAUGCAUUUUCUUAUGAGUCCAUUCCAGGAACAUGAAAACUUUCUUCCAACCAGUUACCCACACAUAGGCAGAAAAGGAGCUAUAUAAGAAAAAUGUGGUUCCUUUUCAAGCAUUUCAAAAGAAAUUUUGAAACAAACACAUAAAAUAUAUUUCAUCAGUCUGCUUCAUAAAUCAAAAAAAAUACAAGUCAUAUUUUCAUAAGUAAUUAAAACAUAUAUUCUAUGUUUCCUGCUCAGUUAUAAAGAGAGGUUUAAAUAUUUCUAGAAAGUUGAAGAGACAUGAAAACAGACAAAUGAAAAGGGAAACACUAAGAAACACAACUGUGAGAAAAAUAAGACAGACAUAUUUAUGUAGAAUUUUGUAUUCAGAAUGUUUUCAAAUUGUGAUGCAUUUUACAUCGAGCCAAGAGAUUCUCACUUCUACACAUUUGUACUACUAUAGCUAGGAAGUUAAAUCUAGAGCCAAAGGUUCUUUACAUCUGUGUUUAAUCAUUCUUCUUAGGUUACUUUAACCACAUUUAAAUUUAUUAUGGAAAAUACUAUACAGUGUUUGCCUAGACUAUACAGAACACUGCAUUGCAUACCUCCUAGCUGAUAAAAUUAGGCUUCAAUCAUCUGAUUAUGGAACCACACAAAACAUAGUAUAUUUUAAUGCAUUUGGUUAGGAAGUUAAUAUUCCCUUAAACUUGAAUUCAGUUUAUCUUUUUAUUUGCACCCAUUAACAUAUAACUGCAUUGUGAAUUUUUAUAUGAUGUAGUAUGAAAGGAUAUUUGG
Molecule: messenger RNA, 8722 nt
Organism: Jaculus jaculus (lesser Egyptian jerboa)
Lineage: Eukaryota; Metazoa; Chordata; Mammalia; Rodentia; Dipodidae
Gene: Scn9a
Product: sodium voltage-gated channel alpha subunit 9
Exons: 27
Coding region: 327-6290 (1987 amino acids)
Biological process (GO): neuronal action potential; membrane depolarization during action potential; sodium ion transmembrane transport
Cellular component (GO): plasma membrane; axon; voltage-gated sodium channel complex
Molecular function (GO): voltage-gated sodium channel activity; protein binding
Source: RefSeq, a predicted model, not a curated record